GGAAGGAACCGCCGCACAACCAUCUGAUCUGAUCUGAAAAGUUUUCAGGCUUCUUUGGGCCGGCCCGGUCGCUAAUUGCUGUCUACUACUCUACUGAUCUUACCUCCGCCGCCGCCGCCGGCGUACGGUUGCAGAGAGAACCGGCGCAGCCGCCGAAGAUGUCCGUCGUGGUGGCGCCGGAGGUCGCGGCCGCUCUCGCGAGCUGCGGCGCGGUCGUCGCCCUCGAGUCCACCAUCAUCUGCCACGGUAUGCCGUACCCGAAGAAUCUCCAGACCGCCAUGGAGGUGGAAGCCAUCGUCAGGGACAACGGGGCUAUCCCUGCCACCGUAGCCAUCCUAGACGGAGUCCCCCAUGUCGGCCUUAACAGCGAACAAUUGAAGAGAUUGGCUAUAAGUGGAAGGCAAUUUCAGAAGACGGCUAGAAGGGAUAUUGCCCAUGUCGUCGCAUCUGGUGGCAAUGGUGCAACAACAGUUUCAGCCACUAUGUUCUUUGCUUACAAGGUUGGCAUACCAAUUUUUGUUACAGGGGGCAUAGGAGGUGUGCAUAGACAUGGUGAACAUACUAUGGAUGUCUCCUCAGAUUUAACUGAACUUGGAAAGACUCCUGUAGCUGUUGUAUCGGCAGGUGUGAAGUCUAUUUUGGACAUACCACGAACACUUGAAUACUUGGAAACUCAAGGGGUAACUGUUGCUGCUUACAGAACCAAUGAAUUUCCUGCGUUCUUCACAGAAAUUAGUGGAUGCCAGGUGCCAUGUCGUGUUGACUCUCCAGAAGAGUGUGCCAAAAUAAUAUAUGCAAACAAGAACCUGCAUCUUGGUUCUGGGAUUCUUAUUGCAGUACCUAUCCCCAAGCAUCAUGCAGCUUCAGGGAAAAUUAUAGAGUCUGCAAUACAGACAGCUCUAAAGGAGGCAGAGGAUAAAAGGAUAAUAGGAAAUGCGAUCACUCCCUUCAUGCUUGAAAGAGUAAAAGAACUAACUGGAGGAUCUUCCUUGGAAGCUAAUAUUGCACUUGUUAAGAACAAUGCUCUUAUUGGUGCGAACAUUGCUGUUGCCCUUUCUAAUCUUCAGCAGAGAAAAAUAAAUAGAAUGGGAAGAUCCGCAUUGUAGAGCCACGCUCAAGGAUGGAAGUAUUACAGCCAAAUAAGCAAUGGCAAAGUGGCAAACCAUUUCCGAGGAUGGAAGCUACCUGCAGGAUGGAAACUAGAUGUGACCGCGACGUGUCUGACAAGAAUAGGAUGCCUGCCACUUUGGCACUGUAAUAAGCUGUACACUAUCCAUGUACAAUAGUACUAUACUUAUCUCCAACAACGGCACAAUGCAAGACACCUGCGACGUUGUAAAGGGUUCAGGACCAUUUUAACUCUUUUGGUCAUUUUUCUCUUUUGGUCAUCAACGAUUGGACCAAAUCCUUUCUCCAACCUAAAAUUAACUCUGCUUUAGCAUAGGAUGUGUGUGUGAAUGUUUAGAAUGCCCUCAAACAUAGGAUGUGUGUGUGAAUGUUUAGAAUGCCCUCAAAUGUUUGAUGUGUCGAGUAAUAUUCCUAUCCCAAGAUAGAUAUUGCUUUCCCGCUUUAUUAAAACAGACUUGUUACAUGUCUGUCAUAUAUGUAGCUACAAUACAAUAACAGACUCAUCUAGCUUCCGUAAUUUAAGGGAA
This is a messenger RNA of Sorghum bicolor (sorghum), 1655 nucleotides long. RefSeq names its product pseudouridine-5'-phosphate glycosidase. The record is from RefSeq and is a predicted model, not a curated record. Lineage: Eukaryota; Viridiplantae; Streptophyta; Magnoliopsida; Poales; Poaceae. Bases 159 to 1106 code for a protein of 315 amino acids. The transcript is spliced from 12 exons. Gene Ontology annotation, molecular function: pseudouridylate synthase activity.